This is a messenger RNA of Cynoglossus semilaevis (tongue sole), 3007 nucleotides long. RefSeq names its product von Willebrand factor C domain containing 2 like (gene vwc2l). Lineage: Eukaryota; Metazoa; Chordata; Actinopteri; Pleuronectiformes; Cynoglossidae. Gene Ontology annotation, molecular function: protein binding. Gene Ontology annotation, biological process: negative regulation of BMP signaling pathway. The coding region runs from base 855 to 1541 and encodes 228 amino acids. Gene Ontology annotation, cellular component: AMPA glutamate receptor complex. The record is from RefSeq and is a predicted model, not a curated record. The transcript has 4 exons.
GAUGGAGGAGGGGGGGGGCGCUCCCUCUCUCCCUCUAUCCCCACCUCUCUCUCUCUCUCGCUCACCCUCUCGCUCCCUCUCUCUCCUGUCCUCAGUGCAGGACGCAGGACACAGUCGCUCUCCAAGGUGCUGAAACCCUCAGCGCUCCUUCUUCAGUCUCUACGAUAAAUGUGACUGAAACCCAACCUAAUUCCUGACUUCAGUGCCUCCUAGACUUAAUAUUUUACACUGCGCAACUUCGACCCACAGGGAUUCUUUUUUUUUUUUUUCAUGCAUCCGUUGGACCUAUUAGCUACACACAGUGACUGUCUACUGUGCUCUCACAUUCACCUGCAGUGUUGGGAAAUACUGAAUUGAGUCCAGAUUCUCAGGGACAGCUGAGGAGGAUUUGUCUUUCCCCCCCACGCUGUUUUCCUCUCUCUCUGCUUCUCUGUCCCUUCCUGUUCCUUCUGGACGUAAACUGUGAUAUUGUUUUUACACGGUCAACCCAAUCAGGAUAAUCAUGAAGCAGCACUUUCACACGGAUACUGUUGUCUUUGCAUUGGAGAGCAGGGACCGCGUCUUCAAACGCUGGUGUUUUAAUUGCAUUCAAACACGUCUCCACGACUAGAGGCGCAGCGUUUAAAGGAGUCUUUCUUCUAGAUCCCGGCGAUUUUAUUUUUAUUUUAUUUUUUUACCCUGUGGAUAAAGUGAAGUUUUGGAGGGAAAGGGCGAACAUCCAUCUUCACCCUGACUGGACAGCAGUUUGUGCACGUCUAUUCCCCCCAAGUGACGACGAUGACGAUAACAAGUGGCGGUACGGACGCGGUGUGGAUACCGGCAGCCUAGGGAUGACAUCCACACAAUCUGGUUAAAUGUGGACAUCGACGCCGGGGCGAAGGAUGGGGCCUCUCCUAACGCCUGCCUUCGUCCUCCUGUUGGCCCUGAGCACCGUGUCUCCGGCCUCGGUGGGUAACCCUGAGGAUUACAUCGCGGACGAGGCAGAGCGGACCGCCGGCGAAAACAUCGUCUUCGAUGAUUACCGGGGCAAAGGAUGCGUGGAUGACAGUGGCUUUGUCUACAAACUCGGGGAGCGCUUCUACCCGGGACACUCAAACUGUCCGUGCGUGUGCACGGAGGACGGGCCAGUGUGCGACCAGCCCGAGUGCCCCAAACUGCAUCCUAAGUGCACCAAAGUGGAACAUAAUGGAUGCUGCCCCGAGUGCAAGGAGGUUAAAAACUUUUGCGAGUAUCGAGGGAAAACGUACAAAAUCCUGGAAGAGUUCAAGCCGUCGCCCUGUGAAUGGUGCCGCUGCGAACCAAAUAACGAGGUGCACUGCGUGGUGUCGGACUGUGCCGUUCCAGAGUGCGUCAACCCCGUGUACGAGCCGGAGCAAUGCUGCCCCAUCUGUAAAAAUGGUCCAAAUUGCUUUGCUGGAACCACGAUUAUUCCAGCCGGAAUUGAAGUAAAGGUGGACGACUGCACCAUCUGUCGCUGCCACAACGGAGACUGGUGGAAGCCAGCGCAGUGCUUGCGACGGGAAUGCCUCAACGGCCAGUGAUUGUCGUAGAGAGACUCCACAGGGAAGGUGGAGCAGCUCAGGCAAGACCCUGCUUUCUACCGCACCCUUUUGUAUGAUUGACAGGGCAGGAGCACAAUCCCACGUUACCCGAGACAACGGGGAGACAUUCACGAGGUUCACGUAGGAAUCUGGCCUGACGAGGGAAAAGGACCUUGUCCCGCGGCCGCUUCCAUUCUCCUGUUCUGCUCGUCCUACAUUAUUUGGAAACGUUGACUCGCUCCACCCGCUGCUCCCCCACAGAACUUUUCUAAGCUCCUGGAACUCUUUCCUAAACAGUGGCAAUGUUGAAUUGCUCACGUUGAUUUCUGUAUGUAUGUAUGUAUAAUGUCAGCUGCUUGUCUGUCUGUCACAAUCACGCAGAUGUUGUAAAAUUCCAACAGCUGGGAAAACCAACCGUAAGCACACUUAACGGCGCUUUUUUAAUUUUCCUACCAGUAGCUAUGGACUCUGUGCAGUACAAACAUCACAAAGGCGUGUUCACAAUGACACUCUCGAAAGAUUGUUUACAGAACGACCAUCGCACCUACACUCUUGUCGUCAUCACUUUUUAUCCCCAUGGCAGGAAGUCGCUUUUAUGACUGAGAUGAUGCUACUUCUAAUUUUAUAAACCACCACCGCCCCCCCCCAAAAUAAACCUCAAGACAGUGAUUUUAUUGAUCAUCAAACCACACUCCACAGUUCUGUCUCUACACUCUGGGAGUACAGCGAGGUUCAGGUGAAUGAAAUAAUGGAUCGGGAAGACGGUGGCUCCGGAUGUAUGACACGAGGAGUCUAAAAUCGUUUGAAAACCACGUAGGAUGGAAUUCUUAAACGUAACAGCCGUUUUUGUGCUACUGUUGAAGGAAAGUCAAAAAAUUCUAAGAAUUGAAAAAUCUUACUUCAUGAAAAUAAAUAAGCUACGUCGCCACACACGAUGUUUUCAUCAGAGAAAAUCCUAAAAUCAAAUUUUAGGAUUUCAUUCGGAACGGGUCACUGCCUUCUUUCCCUGGUCCAAGGACUACAUUUUGGGUUUCUUUCAAAUAUUCUUGUGACUUUAGCUACUCAUUGAAAAACAUUUUUCUCUUAUAAAUUUUUAUUUUAUUUUCUACCUUUAUGCUCUCGUUUUGUUUUUUUAGCCAAUCCCUUACAUAGCAAAAACCUAGCUAUUUGAGCUAAUGUUAGCCAUUUCUGGGCUACACUGAGGCGGUCUGCUGCUGUUUGACUAACUCAUGUUGGCUAUUUGAGUAUUACAUGCAUUGGCUAACGUUUAGCUGUUUCUAUGCUUAAUUCUAUUUGUUUAUUUCUUGCCAUUCUGGAAACCUUUUUGUUCAUUUCUCCGCUUCUGCGCUAAACAAACAAGAUAUGAUAUAUUGACACUGUACAAACCAUGUGAUGAAUCUGCAACAAACAGACCAGGCGGUCAUUUGCAUAGAAAUACAAAACAGAAGCAAAGGGUGAAAACAAUA